Dinoponera quadriceps is the source of this 1922-nucleotide messenger RNA. It is a transcript of the gene ppan, whose product is annotated as protein Peter pan. Gene Ontology annotation, cellular component: preribosome, large subunit precursor. The transcript has 6 exons. Gene Ontology annotation, molecular function: rRNA binding. The record is from RefSeq and is a predicted model, not a curated record. Gene Ontology annotation, biological process: rRNA processing; ribosomal large subunit assembly. Lineage: Eukaryota; Metazoa; Arthropoda; Insecta; Hymenoptera; Formicidae. The coding region runs from base 267 to 1529 and encodes 420 amino acids.
AUCGCACGCAACGUAUCUACAUUUUCAUGUAUCGUGAUUUGAUUAUUUUGUUUAUAACCUGUAGCCAAGAACUGUCUAGAAGGACGGUUGAACAAAAUUCAAUUUUUUAUUUUGCUAAAGAUUAUGUAUAUAAUUAGUUCAUUCUAUUUAUUAGUUCUAUUUCACUAAUAAUUCUUCAAUCUUAAUUUUUUAUUCUAACCUCCCAACCGCACCGCAGUUGUUGGAUUGUGAACACGUGGUGGAAAGCCUAAUUUAACGAGAAAAGAAUGGGUCGUCAUAAAAAGGGUCGAUGUGUCAAGCGAAAUAAACAAAUAAAUCUGGAAGAAAAGGAAGAGUUGGUACAGGCACCUCAUUCCUUUAUAUUUCAUCGUGGCUUGCCAGGAGAACACAUUGUAGAGCUUACCAAGGAUUUUCGUAAAGUUAUGGAACCUUUCACAGCCUCAUCCUUAAAGGCUCGCAAAAAGAACACCAUAAAAGACUUUGUUUCUGUCGCAAGUGCACUUCAUGUUAGUCACAUGUGUAUAUUUACAAAAACAGAAUUGGGAAUGUAUCUUAAGCUUUGCAGACUGCCCAGAGGACCUACUCUCACUUUCAAAGUACAUAAUUUCUCCUUGGCAAGAGACGUAAUAUCCAUAUUGAAGAAGCAAAUGGUGUACGAGGAGGCGUUCAAAAAUUCUCCUCUGAUAGUUUUAAAUCAUUUUAGCGGAGAAGGCAUGCAGUUGAAGCUUAUUGCUUCCAUGUUUCAGAAUAUGUUCCCAACUAUAAAUCUGACCACUAUUAAUCUAAGCACGAUUCGCCGUUGCGUGUGCUUGAAUUAUAACGCAGCCUCGAAAACCAUCGACUUCAGGCAUUAUGCCAUUAAGGUUGUGCCCGUGGGCUUAUCGAAGGGUGUUAAAAAACUAGUGCAAGCGAAAGUACCGGAUUUGUCAAGGUGUCAAGACAUCUCGGAUUUCUUGACGAAACCGACCAUGUCCGAGAGUGAGGCGGAAGACGAUGAAGCCAACCACGUAAAACUGUCACAAAAAUUAUCUUCAAGGGGGAAUCAUGCUAACUCUACGAGUGCGAUCAGAUUAUCCGAACUGGGGCCAAGAUUAACGUUGCAGUUAAUUAAAGUAGAAAAUGGCCUUCUCGACGGGGAGAUACUCUUCCACGAACUUGUAUACAAAACGGAGGAAGAGAAACUGGCGAUAAAGAAAAGGAGAGAUGAGAAGAGGAAACUGAAGGAAAAACGCAAGAGGACUCAAGAAGAGAACAAGAAGAAGAAAGAAUUACAGAAGCAGGAACACAAGGAAAAAUCGCUCAAAGGAAUUCAGAAGAAGAAGAAGGAAAGCGAGAUACUGCUACAGAAAAUUGCAAAAGAAUCUGCCGAAAAUAACGAAUUGGAGGAGGACGACGACGCACAAUAUUAUCGCGACGAAGUGGGCGAGGAACCUGAUGAAGAUCUGUUCAAAGCAAAAACCGGCACGAAGAGGACGCACAAGCACACGAUGAGAUACAAAUCGAAGAAAUUGAAAUUCGACAAAUCGUAGAAUAAAAUUGUAAAAAAUAAUAUAAUAUUUCUGAAAUAAAACGCGCGUUACAUUCGAGUCUAUGCGAAACUGUCAAUAAACGUAAUCAUAUACAUACACUUUAGCAAAGUGUUUCAAGUAUAUAAGCGAGAGCAUUAAUAAUUUUUCAAUCAGCUCGCCGUUCAAGUAUCUUCUUAAAAAAAAUAUAUAUACGAUCAAAAAUCGUUUUUCUCAGUCGGAAAGUCACAGUGACUAUCACUCAAUUAUAAUGCUUUCACUUGUAUAACUUGUACAAGAAAUGAUUAUAUUUGUAUAAAAUUCUUACGUUACGUCAAUUACAAUGUAUUUCUCUCUUUUUCGAUUACACAUCUCAGUAUGUAAAAAAAAUAAUUUUAUCCGUGAUCUUUUGAAAAU